AUGUCUACAGUAAAACUUAGUUCAAUCAAUCAACGCCUUACAAGGUUGUUAGAGGAACGCGAAAAAGAAUUGUCAAUAAUUAAACAAAACCAAUUGCCUAUUUAUAAGCCAAAAAAUCCAGAAGGUUGUUAG
Messenger RNA from Entrophospora sp. SA101, 132 nucleotides. Lineage: Eukaryota; Fungi; Glomeromycota; Glomeromycetes; Entrophosporales; Entrophosporaceae. The record is from the annotation of a GenBank genome assembly.